AUGAACAGGAAAGGCAUAGCCAUAGCCCUGGCUGUGAUCAUCUGGGCCACAACCACUCAAGGCUUCGUUAUGUUCAAAGGGGGGCGCUGUCUUUGCAUCGGCCCCGGAGUGAAAGCAGUCAAAUUGGCAGCGAUUGAGAAAGCUUCCGUCAUUUACCCGAGUAACGGCUGUGACAAAGUUGAAGUGAUUGUUACCCUGAAGGCUCAUAAAGGACAAAAGUGCCUGGACCCCAGAUCCAAGCAAGCUCGCCUCAUAAUGCAGACCAUAGAAAAAAAGAAUAUUUUCAAGCGCCAGAACAUGUGA
Molecule: messenger RNA, 303 nt
Organism: Arvicanthis niloticus (Nile rat)
Lineage: Eukaryota; Metazoa; Chordata; Mammalia; Rodentia; Muridae
Source: RefSeq, a predicted model, not a curated record